UGGGCUAAAAACCAAAAGGUUUUGAUCAAAAACCACCAAUGGGAAAUGGUAUGCGUAAAUAUUCAAGUUGCGAUGACUACUACAAAAGACGCAGGAAAAAUAACGACGGUGGUGCCAAUUUUACAAAGGACUAUUGCGAGUAUUGGAAAACCGACAAAAAAGGAGUAAAAGAUGAUAACUUUGCAAUCGAACGCAAUGAAUUCUCAUUUUCUAAUAAUUGUGCAUAUGACUCUCCUCUUCGAAACAGCCGAAAGCAACCAACAUCAUUCAUUUCAUCGUUUGAUAAUUCGAACAACUUCUCUAAAAAUCUGGGAAGAAGAUAAUCAAUUUUCUUCCAUUUUUACUAUGUUUUUGUGAUUUCAUUACAUUGUGAUCCCAUUCAACAUUUCCUAUUUUUUCCAUUUCUACUUCCAAUUGUUUCCUAUAUUCGCAUCGUAUUGGUAAUGGAUUUUGAUAUAUUCUAUUAUUUUCUUUUGAAUGGGAAAAUAUAAACUAAGUUUUCCAUGGAGGUAAGAAAAUGUCAACCUUCGUGCCUACAAAACUGGCGACGCCAGUUUGUCAGGUACCUAGAAAGGAAGAAUUUAAUAGAGUACAUCAAAAUCUUCUAAAACAUUUCCCUUUUUUCAAAUCAUAUGUACAUGCCACUUCUCAAGUAUCCUUCAUUUGUUUCAAAAGUCCCAAAUUGAUAUCUGAAAAUUUAAAAAUAAAAAUUUUAAAGUAGAA
Messenger RNA from Caenorhabditis elegans, 723 nucleotides. RefSeq lists its product as uncharacterized. Lineage: Eukaryota; Metazoa; Nematoda; Chromadorea; Rhabditida; Rhabditidae. The record is from RefSeq and is marked reviewed.